Molecule: messenger RNA, 3747 nt
Organism: Saccostrea echinata
Lineage: Eukaryota; Metazoa; Mollusca; Bivalvia; Ostreida; Ostreidae
Exons: 29
Coding region: 1-3549 (1182 amino acids)
Biological process (GO): proteolysis
Cellular component (GO): membrane
Molecular function (GO): metalloendopeptidase activity; zinc ion binding; signaling receptor binding
Source: RefSeq, a predicted model, not a curated record
AUGAUAGAUGGAUGGAGCGUUUGGAUUGACUCGGAUGUCUGUACGCCUGGCUGGUCCCCCUUUGCUGGACACUGUUACCGUCUGUAUGAAGCCCAUGUUACAUUCGAUGAAGCAGUGAAUCGUUGUCAAUUAGAGGGGUCGUACCUGGUUGAGGUCGAUUCAUUGGAAGAGAACAGCUGGCUAUCAGAAGAAUUCGGUGCCUCAAGGCAGAAAGAAAGGAACAAACUAAAGGAACAGAGAAGAUUGGCAAGAUACGAAGAAAACAAGAAAGAAGAUGAAAAAGCAAAGAAAAGAGGACUCAAAAGAAAUAGAGCAGACAAAAUGGACGACAAGGACAUCGAUCCCAAUGAUCCUGAUUUGCAGAUGGUACUCAGCUUUGGAGUAGGAGUAGAUGGUGACGUCAGAUCUCCGAAAGGGACUCAUCCCGAGAAUUCCACGAGACUUCUGGAAGUCAGUCUGGACAGAACGGUUGAGACGGAAGUAGAGACAGAAAAAGAAGGAAAUCCGGGAAAACAGAGACGAAGAAAAAGAAAUUUUGGACCAGGCUCCACAAACUGGCCGAAAGGUGUCGUCCCAUACAUCUUUGAUGACAAUUUAGUUGCCAACAGAGCGCCAUUUCUAGAGGCUAUUGAGAUAUUCGAUCAGCUGACUUGUAUUCGUUGGAAGCAGAAAUCCUCAGCAGUGGAGACGGAAGUCGGCCAUACAGGAUUCGUUCGUGUUCUAAACGGAGGCGGAUGCAGUUCAGGGGUUGGUUUCCAUGGCAACGAAGAACAUCACAUUACCUUAGCAGAACCCGGGUGUGGCUCAGUCAGUAUUGCUGUACAUGAAAUGCUGCACAGACUUGGACAGAGACACGAACAGUCCCGUAAUGAUCGGGAUCGAUAUGUCAAAAUAAUUUGGGACAACAUCGAUCCCAACUACAAAAAUAAUUUCUACAGACGAUUGACCUACAACCGUAACCCGUACGAUGUAGGAAGCGUGAUGCAGUACGGGUACACGUCAUUUGGUGGUGGAAAAGCAACGAUAGAACUUAAGGAUAAGAACCUCUACUUCCUGGAAGUUCCUGGUGACCAGGUCAUGUCUUUCUAUGAUUUAAAAGAUCUGUUGGACCACUAUGAAUGUACAGCUCAUUGUACCUCCCCUCCAGUCUGUCAGAAUGGGGGAUACGUGAACGUAACUUGUGGGUGCACCUGUCCAGAGGGGUUCACUGGUAACCUGUGUCAAACCGUCGUCACAGACUCAGAUUGUGGGGGAUUUGUUUAUUUGAAAGAAGCUACCAUUCUAGGCGAAAACAAAGAUGUUUUUGUGACAUCCCCUAAUUAUCCCGGCCAAGCCGGACAGGGAAAAGUUUGUAGAUGGGUUGUGAAGGCACCAGAAGGAUACAUCAUUAAAAUGACAAUUGACGACCUUCAUAUGGCCUUUAACCCGGAUACACUUCGUUGUUAUCACUGGUUGGAGAUUCAGUACAAUUUACCCGGACAACCUGGAAUACGGCGAUGUGGAGAUAUUGUUGGAGAAACCUUCCUGACAUCGGUGGAUUCCCCAACAUUAAUGAUUGUUACCAUGGAUACCAGAUUUGCUGGCAGCAGGGUUACACACAAAGGAUUCAGGCUUCAUUUCGAAAAAGAAAGAGAAGUAUGCAGGGACAACCCUUGUCAGUACGGGACGUGUUUCCCUACUGAGCUGAAGGUGUGCGAGUACAAGUGUGUGUGUCAACCCGGGUACAUUGGGGACAACUGUGACCAAGUCAUUGCUGAUGUCAAGCUUAAAUGCACCUUUGAGAGGCAUGAAAAGUGUUUCUUUCAAAAUAUUCAAGAAGGAGACAAUUUUGAAUGGGGUCCUGGGUUUAAAUAUACUUCGUCAGUGGGAACAGGACCAGAGGAAGCCUAUAGAGGAGAAAGUUACCUCUUCACAGAGAUGUCCUCACCCAGAAAACCCGGGGAUAAGGCUAUCCUACAGACUGCUGUACCCCUCCCAGAAAAAGCAGGUUGUCUGUCAUUUGCAUACAAUAUGUUUGGAUUGAACGUAAACAAGCUGACAUUAUAUGCGGAGGGAACAAGCACGGCGAAAACUUCUCUUUGGUCUAAAGAAGGAAAUCAGGGCGCUGAUUGGUUGAUGGCCCAAGUCAAUGUACCGGCCACAGCGGGACUGAAGUUGUCGUUUGAAGCUCUUACUGGCGAUGCUUGGGAUAGUGACGUAGCUCUUGACGAGAUCACGUGGGAGGUGGGACAAUGUGAUGCAAGUAAGCUGAAGAAUUGUGUAGAACUGGGAAAAGAGUACGAGGGAACACGUGACUAUACUAAAAAUGGGGUCAAAUGUCAGGCAUGGGCAGUCAACGAGCCUCAUGAUGUACCUGCAAAGUAUGCCUACCUUGCGACAGAAUCCAACUACUGCCGAAUCGCUGACGAGCCCUCUCCGUGGUGCUACACCACAUCAGCUACAACACGGUGGGACUGGUGUGCCGUACCCUACUGUAGUGCAACGGAGUGUGCGUACACAGCUAAUGGCGCGGAUUACAGUGGGACCAUGAGCCACACAAAGUCAGGUUACCCCUGCCAGAGAUGGGACUCGCAGACUCCACAUGCUCACGACUACAACAAGCUAGAUAAGGAUGAGAACUACUGUAGAAACACGGACAAUAGUCCUCAGCCCUGGUGUUAUACCCAGGACCCACACAUACGCUGGCAGGAGUGUGAAGUUCCGCGGUGUGAGAAGAUAGAGAGGGAUUGUCUUAUGACAGGAAGAGGUUUAGAUUAUGUUGGAAAAAUUAGUGUAUCAAGCUCAGGAAAAACAUGUCUAACUUGGACAGAUGGUUUCCUUGUUAUUUCAGAGUCGAUGAGUGAUGAGGCUAAUUACUGUAGGAAUCCUGAUUCUUCCUCAAAGCCUUGGUGUUACGUACAGGGAGACACGGGUCCCACGAAGGAGUACUGUAAUAUAGCAUCAUGUGCUGAUUCGCCAUGUUUUCCAAAUCCGUGUAAAAACAGAGGACAGUGUGAAGUGGCAGGAACCUCGUUCACAUGUACUUGUCUAAACGGGUUCACCGGAGAUAACUGUGAAAUAGAGGAUCAACGACAGGAUCCCGAGUGUAAAAGAACAACAACAGGAUGGGAAUACUUAGGAAAAAUAAACGUGACGGUAUCAGGGAGGUCUUGUCAGGCCUGGGGGUCACAGACUCCUCACGCCCACUCAUCCACGACCCUGCCAGAGAACUACUGCAGGAACCCAGACGGCGAGGCGGCCCCCUGGUGUUAUACCACAGACCCAAACAAACGAUGGGAGCUCUGUAAUAUCCCCGACUGUGUAACGCCAGCAACGGAAUGCCUCACUAGCUCAGAUCCUACAGGAAAACGCUACUUCGGAACACAUAACGUGGCUGAUACUGGAGACCUAUGUCAGGCAUGGAGCAGUAACUCACCUACUGCGCAUAGUUUUGGAAAUCUCGCUGAUCAAUCUAACUACUGCAGGAACCCGGAUGGUGAGAGCGCCCCCUGGUGUUACACAGUCAAUCCAAAUGUUCGCUGGAGCAAGUGCAACAUUCCUCAUUGCUGAUAUCUGUUGUUAUUUUAAGAAAUUCUAACACUCUAUUGAUUGCUGUAGUAUCCUAUUAUAGAUAAUGAGAGUUAAAACUGUUUUCCCUACAGCUUAUGAUACCUUCUUUAUAUAUGUCAUACCAAAAGUUUAUGUUGCUUUCUGUGGACUUUGUGAAAGUUGGUUUAUCUUCCUAUUACUGUUAAAUAGUUCAAUUUA